Molecule: messenger RNA, 2275 nt
Organism: Sorex araneus (European shrew)
Lineage: Eukaryota; Metazoa; Chordata; Mammalia; Eulipotyphla; Soricidae
Product: zinc finger protein 253-like
Exons: 8
Coding region: 375-2036 (553 amino acids)
Biological process (GO): regulation of transcription by RNA polymerase II
Molecular function (GO): RNA polymerase II cis-regulatory region sequence-specific DNA binding; DNA-binding transcription factor activity, RNA polymerase II-specific
Source: RefSeq, a predicted model, not a curated record
UCAGGGGGCAGGGAGCGUGAUUUCCUGUGGCCGCCUGGUGGUCGCUCUGAGCGCCCCGAGCCUCCGCGGUCCUGCCUUGUGUGCAGCGGGGUCGCUCUGGUGCAGGUGGCCGGGAGUGGCGGCCCCUCCCGGAGUGCCUCUGCGGAGAGGCGUCAUUCAUUCACUUCAUUUAUUCAUUGGUUUCUGGGGCACGUGGCAGUUUUCGCUGAAGAGCACUGAUUUAGAAGAAAAAACUUCUGCUUCACCUGCCAAGUUUUGGAGCACCAUCCCAUCCCCACUGUCCAUCUCUCCCAGGCUGGGGUGCCCCCUGCUGUUCUGUCUGUGCCCGGCAUUGCCGAGGGAUUACUCCAAACUCUGUGCUCAUUGAUACCUCUAUGCACUGCUUGACGGCCCUGUGUGGUGAUGGCGAUUGCAACUGGGUUGGGCAUGUGCCAGGUCUUUGUCAAAGCCCCGGUGGGAUUCUCGAGAAUAACAGGCUGGAGAAGAUGGUAUUGCACCUUCUGACACGCUGUCUCCAGGAUGUAGUGACCUUCUCCGAUGUGUCCGUGAACUUCACCCUGGAAGAGUGGCUGUCCCUGGACACCUCUCAGAGAAAGCUCUACAGGGACGUGAUGUUGGAGACAUACCAGCACCUGCAGGCCAUCGGGUAUUCCGGGGUGAAGCCUGUGGUGAUCUCCUGGCUGGAAGGAGGAGCCCUGAGACCGGGGAUCAGAGGCGUGUGUUUAGAAGUUCAACCGCAGCUUCAGAAUGUGGCACUGCCACAGUUUGAUUUGGAAAAAGUCUCAUCGAAUAAGCAUGAACUGGGAAGCAGCCAGCCCCAGUGGAAUGUCUCUGAUCCUGUGCACUGGAACAAAUUCUCGAGUGAACAAUCCUGUCUUCAUCCCCAUGGGGAUACCAAGACAGGCAGGAUGUCCUCUGAUGGUGUUUGGAAGGAAGAGAGUGACCUCGCUCCAAAGAAGCCCUCCCCUGUGAGAAGCUCCUCACAAUCUAUUCUGCACAUACCUCGAGCCCAACACCCCCUACUGGCACAGCCCAUGGACUGUGGGAGAGGAGCACUGUUAAUAGUGAAUCCUUCUCACCGACAGGCCCACAAGCAAAUUCACUAUGUACUGAACCCAUCCAAGUGUAAGAAUUGUGGGGAAGACUUCCCAUGUUCUCGGCAUCCUGGUGUUCCUUUAGAAACCCACAGUGGAGAGAAAUUCCAGGAAUGUCAGCAGCAAGGAGAAACAUUGAGUCAAGGGUUACCCCAUUGUGACCAUAUUCAUGUAACUGCAGGAACGAAACCACAUUUAUGUGAAGAAUGUGGGAAGGCCUUCGAUCGAUACUCAAAACUUAUUUCACAUAGGAGAAUUCACACUGGAGAGAGACCUUAUGUUUGUAAGGAAUGUGGGAAGACCUUCAAUCGAUCAGGGCAUCUUACUUUACACAUGAAAAAUCAUAGUGGAGAGAAGCCUCAUAAGUGUCAGACAUGUGGGAAGGCCUUCAUUUGCCGCUUCUACCUUAAUAAACAUAUGAAAAUUCAUAGUGGAGAGAAGCCUUAUGUAUGUAACGCAUGUGGGAAGGCCUUUAUUAAUUCCUCAGUCCUUACUGUUCAUAUGAGAAUUCAUACUGGAGAGAAACCUUAUGUUUGUAAGGAAUGUGGGAAGGCCUUUAUUAAUUCCGCAGUCCUUACUGGUCAUAUGAGAACUCACACUGGAGAGAAACCUUAUGUUUGUAAGGAAUGUGGGAAGGCCUUUUCUCAUUCUGGACAGCUUAGUAAGCACAGGAAAUUUCAUACUAAAGAGAAACCACAUAAAUGUCAGACAUGUGGAAAAGCCUUCUCUUAUCGCUUUGACUUUACUGAGCAUAUGAAAAUUCAUACUGGAGAGAAACCAUAUAUUUGUGAGGAGUGUGGGAAGGCCUUUAGAAGUUCAUCGCAACUUUCUGCACAUAGGAGAAUUCACACUGGAGAGAAACCAUUUAUAUGUAAGGAAUGUGGGAAGGAUUUCAUGUACCUAUCAAACCUUAAUAGACAUAGAAAAAUUCAUACUAGAUGACUUGAUCUCCUAAGAAUCCCUAAGGUCAAAAUAGGCCCCAGGGGCACAGUGAUUUUUCUUUCGACAGUGGAAUCAGGGGUGCUACAAAAGUACAUCAAAGAAGGACAUAAUCCUGCCUCCAUGGUACAACCUUCCCAUGAGGUCAGUUCUAUAAAGGAAAUUUCAUGAUGAUUAUGAUUAUCAUGGGGGGGGCAACUAUGCCACUUAUAUUAUGCUUGCAUUUCCCUGUAUGUUAACGU